AAUUGUUUGUAACAAGGUUACACGUCGCAGUUUCGUAACUGUGAUCAUAAACCCGGGAACACCGGGCCACUCGUCAUUGUUCAAAUUCCACGCGGACGCGGAGUUUUAACAGAAGAUCCCGCCAGAGUUUUCCUCCACAACGCGGGGUGGGGGACAGUAAAAUUCCUGCCUGACUCACACCGAGGUGGGCGUUCAUCAGCUCCACUUUCAGAAUCACCGCAAUGACCAGCAGUCUCUUCCGUCGCCGAGCUCCUUUAAGGGAUGACGCGCGGACGGUAUAAGAAGCCCGCGGACGCCAGCACCUGCGGCUCGGACGCGUAAAGACGCGCGAUGAGCAGGAGACGCGCGCACUGCGGUUCCGCCGCGCUUCGUCUGGAUCUGGAAGUCGGGAUCAGCGGGUCGCCGGGUGAAGCGAAUCGCCCUCCUUUGUUCGCGCGGAUGAGGGUCUGACGCGUUCCCCGGGGGAUUUUCAGUCGCGGCGCAAACGCUGGAAACACACACACACGCGCGCGCGCGCACGCACACGCUCAAUGCUGCUAUGACUUCCUGCGUGCGUCCGUACUGUGGUCUGAUUGCUCUUCGCACGCUGCUGCUGCUGCUCGUGUCCGCGAGGUCCGAUCCGGCGGAUAACCGAUGCUUGUCGUCCCUCAUCUCCACAUGUGAAGACUGUCUGAGACGCGGCCCUGAAUGCGCGUGGUGCUCUCAGGAGAGGUUUCUGGACGGGGCUCAUGUAAGUCAGCGAUGCGGAUCUGUGUCUGACCUGCGAGUCCGAGGCUGUGAAGAGGCUUUUAUCCAGAACCCGAAGGUGAAAGUGGAAGUGAAUGCCACCAGCGGCGGCUCACAGGUGUCACCGAGAGAGAUUAACAUCCACCUACGACCAGGCGGCGAGGUGUCGUUCGUGGUGGAAGUGCAGCAGUUGGAGCGCUAUCCUGUGGAUCUGUACUAUCUAGUGGACGUCUCGGCCUCUAUGCAGGACAAUCUGGACCGACUGAAGACUGCGGCUCUGGCUCUGUCUCAUCUGAUGAAGGAACACUCCAGCGACUUCAGAGUGGGCUUCGGCUCGUUCGUGGAUAAACCACUGUCUCCCUACAUUGACGUCCAUCCAUCCAAACUCCUGAACCCCUGCAGUGAUUACGAGGUGAACUGCAGGCCAGCUCACGGCUUCAUCCACGUUCUCCCUGUCACUCACAACAUGACGGAGUUCACGAGAGUCAUCCAGGAGCAGAGGAUCUCAGGGAACAUGGACACUCCGGAGGGGGGCUUCGAUGCUAUGCUGCAGGCCGCCGUCUGCCAGAAGGACAUCGGAUGGCGUCGGCGGCGUCUGCUGCUGGUGAUGACGGACCAGCCGUCUCAUCUGGCUCUGGACAGUAAACUGGCCGGACUGGUGGUUCCUCACGACGGCCGCUGCCAUCUAGAGGAUAACAUCUACUCCCAGACCACUACUAUGGAGCACCCAACGAUCGCUCAACUGGCCGAGAAGCUCCUGGAGAACAGCGUUUACUCCAUCUUUGCGGUGGACCAGGUGCAAUAUCAGUGGUAUGAGGAUCUGCUGGACUUGAUUCCUGGAAGUUACGUGGGCCGACUCUUUCCCAAAGCAUCUAAUCUAAAAGAUUUAGUCGUGCAUGCCUACAAGAAGCUGCUGUCGGACGUGGAGGUGCAGAUGGAUCUGGAGGACGGCCAGGAUCGGGAGCAGCGCUUCCGGGUGAGCGUCACGGCCCUGUGUCCCGACGGAUCCACGCUCGCCGGAAACGCCAAGUGCUCCGGCGUCCGGCCCAAACAAACAGUGUCCUUCAGGGUGACCGUAGGGAUGAGCCGGUGUCCGGAGGACGGCUCGGAGCGGGACGCCGUGAUGUCCGUCAGAGCCGUGGGUUUCAACGAGACGACGCGGGUCCGGAUCCGUCAGCUGUGUGCGUGCGGCUGCUCUCGGACGGCCGGCUGCGGGGACGGGUCCUCGUCUCUGGACUGUCCGGCGGAGGCCGGCGGCUGCAGGGCGUCCCGGGGCGCAGCCGUCUGCGGCGGGAGGACUCUGUCGGUGCGCGUGUGUGUGUGUGACUCCAGCCGGCUCGGACACAUCUACGGCCGCUUCUGUGAGAUGGACGACUUCUCCUAUGCUCCAAAGCAGCAGCUCGUGGUGAAGAGUGAACUGGACACGGCCGGUGUGUUUCGGGAGUGUGUGUGUCUCUCCGGCUGGGCGGGUGAGUCCUGCGACUGUCCCGCUCUCCACCGAGAGCUGCGUGUCGGACGACGGCCCGCCUGCAGCGGCUGGGGGAAGUGUGUGUGCGGCAAGUGUGUGUGUGACGACGCUCGGCGCUCGGGAGCCUUCUGUGAGACAUGCCCCGUCUGCUACAGCUCCUGUCAAUCACACUGGAGCUGUGUGAAGUGUCACGUGUCUCGGGUGUCUGGACUCAGGAGCGCCUCGGUCUCUCUUGUGUGGAGGGCGUCUCACUGGAAGUACUGCCUGUAUCCCAGCGGUGAGAAGUGCCAGCAUCGCUUCCUCGUGGAGCUGUCUUCAGAUGGUCCUCAGCUGCUCAUCAGUCGUCAUCCGGUGUGUGUUUGGAGCCGGCGGUACUUGAAGACGUUCCUCAGCGUCUUCCUUCUGACCGUCACGCUGGGAAUCGGGAUGCUGGCCGCUGUCCGUCAGCUGCUGAGAGCCAGGAACUGCUCGUGGCCGUCCAACCCUGAGCAGCAGUUUGACCACAGCCGCAAGCGCGUGCCCACGACCAGCGAGAAGACCAUCACAUACAGGAGGGACCGCCUGCCGAAUCACCCGGUCGAGAUGCACCUGCCCAAGAAGCCCCUGAGCGACGGCUGGCAGUGACGGCGAGGGUCAAAGGUCAUCUAGAACCGAAGCACUACCUGAAUGAAAACACAAUCUUUCUCUUUAAGCACUUACUUCACGAGAGCAAUAUCCGGUGUGGGUUUUUCUGAGUCGAGUGGCUUUAUUUUUCAUUCCGU
Messenger RNA from Puntigrus tetrazona (Sumatra barb), 2955 nucleotides. It is a transcript of the gene itgb8, whose product is annotated as integrin, beta 8. NCBI's taxonomy places the organism in Eukaryota, Metazoa, Chordata, Actinopteri, Cypriniformes, Cyprinidae. Gene Ontology annotation, biological process: cell migration; integrin-mediated signaling pathway; cell adhesion mediated by integrin. Gene Ontology annotation, molecular function: integrin binding. The record is from RefSeq and is a predicted model, not a curated record. Gene Ontology annotation, cellular component: focal adhesion; integrin complex; cell surface.